Molecule: messenger RNA, 4138 nt
Organism: Caenorhabditis angaria
Lineage: Eukaryota; Metazoa; Nematoda; Chromadorea; Rhabditida; Rhabditidae
Source: the annotation of a GenBank genome assembly
AUGUUCAAAAUAACUCCUCGUCGACACGAACUUCUGUCAGUAUUUAUGAUGUCAAUGGCGGCAAAUUUCAUGUUUUUGGGUUAUGAUGUUCAAACAAUGAUGGCUGAAAGUGUCAUCCAUUCAGUUAGCUCAAAACAUCCGGAAAGAAUCUCAGAAUAUGCUGGAUAUUAUGGCCAGGCUAUUCAUUACAUCUCAUUCGCAUUUUUCUCACUUUUCACUGCUUCUUUGCAAUUUUACAUGUCUUCGAAGUGGAUGUUUGUGAUUGCUUCUUCGAUUUUUGUAUUCUCCUAUUUAUCAUAUUUCUAUAUUAAUUCUUAUAUUUUCUAUUCGGCUCAAUUGAUCAUGGGAUUCGCCUACGCUGGUAAGUUCUUUUGAAAAAACCUGUUUGGUUAUCAUUUCAACAUUUGAACUGUGCCCUCUAGAAGUGAUGAAAUAUGAACUAGAAUGAUCGUAUUUUUCACACCCUUCCGCAACGACGAAACAUUUGAGAGACGGUUAGAGAAAAAACAAUUGUCAAUAGGGCGAACAUGCGUUGAUUAAUAAAAUAGUGACCUCAAACUCGCCUAAUCACGUUUCAGGGAAAAAGUAGCAAGUUUUGCUUUUUUGAAUUUUUAAAAACAAUGUUGAAAAACUCACUUUUCCUCCAGUUUUCCUCCUUUUUGAAAAUCAUUCAACUCAAAUUCGCUUCGAUAUUUCCAUCAUUUUGCUGACGUUUUUCCUGUAAAAUAGAAAUAAGUGAAAUCUAAAUAAGAACUCCAAACUGAAGAAAAAAUCAAGAAUGUACAUUUUUUUAUAAAAUUACUUUUUGAUCACCAUAAAACUAUCGAAAAUCAACUAAACUUGUGUUACUUGUACUAGAAAAAGAGAUAAAUAUGAAUUUUACAACAAGUUUCACUCAAAUUCAUGGAAAAACAACAAAAAAUACGUUUUUCGAAAAACAAAAACAAUUCUCAGCAUUUGCAGAUGUAGCUAAAUCAUAUUUUGAGGGUUUUCGUAGGUGAACCGUAGAAAGAACUUGAAUCUCCAGCUAAAUCGAAGCAACAAUUUACCUCAGUGUUUCUGACCGAUUUCUCAGCUAAAACACACAUACGUUUUAGCUACGGUUUUUUGGCGCGCAAACAUGUUUUUUUCGUUUUGUUUUGUUUUUCGACGAUUUUCGUGGCCUAAAGCCUAGAAAAAUGCUGACUACAUAUUAUAUCGUCUACGCGUCAGUGUUUUAUCGAUGGAGAACGAGUAAGUUCAUCUAAAAGUUACGUUUUACGUUGAAUUUUUGCAGAAAAACAGUCAGUUUGUUGCGUUUCUCGAAAAAGUGGAAAGUGAUGGUGAAAUCUUCAAUAAAUGAGGUAAUUCCAACAAAAUUUUCAAUAUUCCACAAUGUUUCCCAAUUUACAGAUGUCAAUAACAAGAAAAAAGCCGGAUGUCAUGAAUUCCGACCAAUUUGGCUCCUAAUAGGUUUUUGGGAAGUUAAACCGCCAGAUGGAGUCGCAAAUAUGCACAAACACCACAUCGUCAUGUUUUGCAAGCCUACCGCUCUAUUGGGAAAUUGUAAAUGCUGCUUUUCUAUCCCAUAUUCGGCCGGUCCAGGAUCCAGAAGCUAUCAAACAACUGCGAGAAAAAUAAGUGUUUCUGGUGAAUAACUGACUAUAAUUUCAUUUCCAUAUGUUAUUGUAUGUUUCAAUACGAAUAAAUGUUUUAUAUUUGCAAGUUUUCUAACUACGCCAAAUACAGAAAGAAACCCGCAUGAGCAGUAUUUCGCAAUAAACAGGAAAACAGUUUUCGUAGCUAAAACAUGCGUGUGUGUUUCGUAGCUAAAACAGACUUCGGUGUGUGUUUGUAGCUAAACCGCACACUGUUCGUAAAUAAAACGCAAGUGUCAAGGGCUGCGAUCGGUUGAGCUAUGAAUUAGCUACAUCUGCAAGUGCUGAGAAGAAAAUAAAAGUAAAAAUGGAAGUGCGCCCUAUUGAUAAAAAGUUGCAUGUUGCGCACUCUUUCAAAAAUUUGUGUGUUUCGUCUGCUUUGUUAUCAAGGGGGGUUCUUGGAAUCAAUUUUUUUUUCAAAAUCAAAAUCAAACAACACAAGCAAAUAUUUCUGCGAUUUUUUUCUCUUCUAAUAGUAUAUUUUUCAGUUUUCAACAAUGCCGAAGGAAUGUAUUUAUCCGAACAUUCAACCCGCCGAACAAUUGACUCAAAUAGCGCCCUUGAAACCGGAAUCGGCCACACUUCUCUAUUUUUCGGCGGAGUUCUCAUGUGCAUUCUUUUCUACUUCGUUCCCCACAAUUUCGACGGGCAUUUCCUGAACUUUGAUGAGAAUAUAGUUCGCGUCAUAUUCUUGUCAAUCAUGGCAAUUUCAUCAGUAGCUGUAUUGAUCUUCUCAUUUCUCCCAACAAAACAAUACGAUUCAAUUGCCCUGAAUACCGAAAGAAUCUCACCAUCCAUCAAGAAACAAUUCAGUGAGUCUUCGAAUAUUCGAGGGAACUUUAAAACAAAAUUGUGUUUCAGAGCGAUUCGGCCACGCUUUGGGUCAUUUGAACACGUUGCUUUUGAUCUUUACAUAUUGCUAUAUGGGUUUUAUGGUUUCAUUCAUGUAUGGAAUUUAUCCAACAUCGUUGAGUUUUACUGAACAAACAGCUGGAGAUGUUUAUAUUAUUGCGAUUUAUCUGCUUUCUUCGGGAUGUGCAGCUUUUACAAGUGAGUUAGGAAGUGGAAUUCUGAAGUUAAGUCGAAAUUCUGAAGUUCAGAAGAACACAGUUGAAAUCGCAGUAAAUUCAAAAUAGUUUAGGGCUGAUUCACAAACGAAAAAAAUGUUUAAAAUUUUUUUUAACAUCGAAAAAUCAAUUCACGAAAAGUCAAAAAAUGUCGAAAAAACAUUGUAGGUCAAAAUUAGUUUUUCGAGUUUUUCAGCCAAAAAUGGUGACAAAUCGAUAUUUUCAAGCUUCUGGAGCAAUUUCUGAUUAAAAUUGACCUUGGAAUUCACUUUUCAGAAGUUUUUGCUAAUUUUUCGUAAAAAAUUUUUUUUUUAAUUUUGAGGAAUUUCGAAAAAAUUCAUAAAAUAAAGCAAAAUAGGGUUCUCGAAGCUUAUUUUCAUCAGAAAUUACUCCAGAAGCUUCAAAAAUAUUGAUUUUUCAUCAUUUUUGGCUGAAAAACUCGAAAAACUAAUUUUGACCUACAAUGUUUUUCCGACAUUUUUUUCGUUCGUGAAUCAGCCCUUUUGAAAAAUCUGAAUUCAGUGUGUAUUUUACUACCUCAAGACCUCUGAAUUUUCUGGUAGAUCAAAAAUAUUUUUCUCUAAUGGGGCUAUUCAUGUAUUUUCUCAGCAUGUUGAGAAAACAGGAGAAAUGCGGAGGAAAUACAUUUUCUCCGCUUUUUUCGUAUUUUCUCAGCCUACCUGAAUAGGUUUUCUCCGCUUUUCUCCCGUUUUCUCAGCGUUGAAAAAUAACAUGAAUAGCCCCAUAAAUCUCUCACUUUUGCGUUGAAUUUCGACCUCAAAUCAGUAAAAUUUUCGGAAAACAUUGAAAAAUUGAUGAAUUCUAGAUAAUUUUCGAAAAAAAAACGAUUUUCGGGAUUUCUGAGAAAAAACUGCAGAAUUAUCAUUCAAAACCCCCUGAAAAAUUCCAAUUCCAAUUCCCAUCUUUUUUCCAGGCACAAUCCUCAUCCGCCCAAUGAUCAAACGACUUCACAAAUACAAAUUAAUCGUUCCCAUGACAAUCCACGUCCUCGCAAUGCUCUCCGUCUUCGUUUUGAUCUACCUUUCUGUUCCCAAUACCGCCACCCAAAAACCAACAGAAAAUGUCCAAGUUCUGCUAUCACCUUGUCGAAAACUAUCAAUAAUCAUCGGCUUCCUUUUGGGUCUCGCUGAUUUCACAAUCACAAUGUCUCGAAGUGUCAUCUGCCAGAUUGCUGUUCCCGAAUAUCGUGCCGAAUUAUUCAGUUUGACUCGAUGUUAUCAAUGUCUCGCAUCCUGUUUCAUUCUCUUCAUCUCUCCAUAUCUCACAGUCUUUUCAUGGAUCAUAAUUCUAUUCAUCGGAUUAUUCCUCGGAACUUCGGCCAUCUUCACAGUACUUUAUCGAACUCCCACAAUUUCAAUCGCUUCUCCAAUUGAACCACUCAAAGAAGUUGAAGAUGUUGUAUGUGUUGCCUAG